This is a messenger RNA of Scophthalmus maximus (turbot), 5006 nucleotides long. It is a transcript of the gene trim32, whose product is annotated as tripartite motif containing 32. The transcript is spliced from 2 exons. Lineage: Eukaryota; Metazoa; Chordata; Actinopteri; Pleuronectiformes; Scophthalmidae. Bases 150 to 2207 code for a protein of 685 amino acids. The record is from RefSeq and is a predicted model, not a curated record. Gene Ontology annotation, molecular function: zinc ion binding; protein binding.
CCCGGCGGCGUGCGCGUCGUCACGUCGUCAACACUGCAGUACCUCUCUCUCUCUCACUAGCAGCAGCUGCAGUAGCACAAAACACAGCACGCCCGUUAAACCUCUGUACUUCCAAGCAGCAAACUUUGAAGAGAAAGGACAGAGACACAAUGGCAUCACCAACUUCUCCGCUGGACCCAGAUCUAAUGAGGGAGGUUCUUGAAUGUCCCAUCUGCAUGGAGACCUACAACCAGGACCAAAUGAGACCAAAACUCCUGCAGUGUGGUCACACGCUGUGCCGGCAGUGUCUAGAGAAGCUGUUGGCUACUACCAUCAACGGUGUUCGCUGCCCGUUCUGCAGUAAGGUCUCCCGUAUGAGCAGCAUCUCCCAGUUGGCCGAUAAUCUCACAGUGCUGAAGAUCCUUGAUUGUACCAUGUCCUGCAGUGCUGCUGCUGCUGCCCUAAUGUGCAAGUCCUGCUUCAACCGUCUACCACGUCAGUUCUGCCACGAGUGCACCACAGUCCUCUGUGAGCUCUGCAAAGGGGAGGGCCACCUGCAUCAAGGCCAUUUGGUCCAACCGAUUAGGGUGGCUGCUGAACAGCGUCGCAAAGAACUGGGUGGCAAGCUGUCUGCUCUGCGCAAUGUCAUGGAUGAAAUUCAGAAGAAAAAGACAGCCAUUGAAAGCAUUUCCAAGUCUAUGAGACUUAAGUACCGGGCAGUGCAGCAGGACUAUACUACAGCUGAGCUGCGUCUUCAAGAGGAACUCAGCAGGUCUCGGAGGUCAUUCACAGCUUCCAUGGCGGAGGUGGAGAAAAUCAAUGGGCAGGUCCUGGAGGAGCAGACCUAUCUUCUUAACAUCGCGGAGGUACAAGUGGUGUCACGCUGUGAUUAUCUGACAAUGCGGGUGAGGCAAAGUGAUAUUGCCUUGCUAAAGGACGACGGUGGAGGCAGUGAUGACGAGGAACUGGAUCUGAGGCGCAACUUGCCCACCAUGUUUCAGCUGCAAGAGCCAGAGCUCGUCAGAGCAGAGCACUCUAAGCCAUUAGAAGUGGGCCAGUUGACCACAAACACUUACAUUGUCAAUACAGACGAUGAGGAGAGUGGGUUAGAGAUCGCAAUUGAAGGUGAUGCAGAGGGUUUAGCUGGGGCUGCAGGGGCUACCAGUGGUGCAAUGGGGGCUCCAGUGGAUCUUUACAGAGACAUCGACAUGGUUACAAUUGUAGAGGAGACAGUAUGUGGUUCACCUGGCAGCUUUAAGUCCAAGUCCAUGGAUGCAGACGGCGGAUCGCCUGCAGGAGCGGGGGUAAGUGCGGGGCCCCUCGUCUGCCAGUUUGUGAAGAAGAUGGGCUGCAAGGGAACUCUACCUGGCAUGUUCAAUUUACCUGUGAGUAUCUGUGUCACACCGCAAGGUGAGGUGUUGGUGGCAGACCGUGGCAACUACCGCGUCCAGGUAUUCAAUCGCAAAGGUUUCCAGCGUGAAAUCCGCCGCAAUGCCAGUAGCAUUGACAACUUUGUCCUGAGCUUCCUCGGGGCUGACUUGCCUAACCUCAUCCCCUUAUCCAUCGCUGUGACUCCUCAAGGUCUGAUUGGGAUCACUGAUAACUACGAUAACUCAGUUAAAGUCUACACUAUGGAUGGACACUGCGUGGCUUGCCACAAGAACCAGCUGGUUAAACCCUGGGGCAUCGCCGCCAUGCCAUCGGGCCAGUUCGUGGUGUCAGAUGUGGAAGGCGGCAAGCUGUGGUGUCUUGCGGUGGACCGCAAUGUGGGCGUGGUCAGCUACAACCGAUUGUGCUCUGCCGUGCGGCCAAAGUUUGUGACAUGCGAUGCAGCUGGAAUGGUCUAUUUCACCCAGGGCCUGGCACUCAACUUUGAAAAGCACCAAAAUGAGCCCCACCUGGAGGGCGGCUUCUCCAUCGGGUCAGUGGGUACCGACGGCAAGCUGGGCAAGCAGCUCAGCCAUUUCUUCUCAGCCACAGAGGACUUCCGCUGCAUCACUGGCAUGUGUGUGGACGCCAAUGGGGAUUUGUUGGUAACGGACAGUGGCAGGAAAGAAAUCAUCCAGUUUCCCAAAGAGGGUGGAUUCAAAAUUCUCAUCCAGGAAGGGCUGACUUGCCCUGUGGGAGUAGCCACCACCCAGAAAGGACAGCUGCUGGUGCUGGAUUGUUGGGACCACUGUGUCAAAGUCUACUCAUACAUUCAGAGGAGGCACUCCUCAAUUUCUUAGGGGAACAAUCCAGUCAUAACUGCACCCAAGCAUGAGAGGUUUAGCAGUUAUGUGUUGGAACAGGUAGAAACACACUUAUGUUACUUUAGUUUGGCUGCAGUCCAAAAAUUUAUCUCCAGCUUCCAUUGGAUUAUUACUGUAAUUGAAAGUUGUUUGGUUUCGCUUUAAGGCUACUGGGAUUGAAUUUAAAACCUCAAAUUGAAAAUCAGCUAAUAAAGCUGCCUCGUAACUACUUAUUUUUGAUAGAUCACAACACUAAAGCAGACCUGGCAACGUUUAUUUAUGUGGAAGAAUACUGGCACAAGUUGUCACAUUCAAAUAAGCAAAAAAAACAAGCCAUUGAUGUCAAAGCUAAUGCAGGCGCAAAGUACAGAUGAUUAAUCCUCUUCUCUCAUUGGCUGCUACAUCCACCAUACAGCCAGACUCUGUGAUGCAUGGCUGUCACUGACGUGGCUCGGCUUUACCACAGAAAAAAGAGCAGACGAAGAGCGGAAAAUGAACACACAUUUACAUAUGAAAUAAAAGCAUACCAAGGCUUUUGGCCUGUAAAGCACUUUAUUAUCGACACGUCACUGUUUCCUAGUGUUGGGUUUCAGUAGCACAGACUGACGUUGCUGUUGCUGAAUGCAGCUGGCAGCUUUUAAAGAUUACUGUGCAGUUUAGCUCGCGGCAAAAACAGUAACCAAGUAUCAGCAUUCAUCGAAUUGCAGAACAGUAAGCGUAGGAUCUUAAAUUGCCUACAGGAAAUAGUGUUGAACUGUAUAAUAACAACAGGUCCCUGUGGAGGGAAGCUGGGUAAUAUUGGGCAAUAUUAAUGUAAUUUACAGGGGUCCUGGGGGUUACAUAAGUCUUCAUUAGUCUGUUUAUUUCUCAAAGCUUCUUUGAGGUUUGCCGAUUAGUUUGAUACAUUUUAACACUGCAUUAUUGUAAUUUUUUCCCGGUACUUAUUAAUGUUAAGUUAGCAUAUGUACAUCAGCCACAACCUGAAGAACCGAUUAUUGGUCACAAAAUGGAGCAGUGUAUCAGCUUGACCUUUGCACAGCAAAGGUUAGUGAUUGCUACUGUUUGAUCUUCAAGCCUAAUGUCUUGUUAUCCAACUUUCUGCUGGUGACAUGCCACAGUUGCACUUACAUUGUCGCUAUGAGUAACAUUUGCGAGAUAAAACUGCAAAUCAUACUUCUCACCUUAAUUCCAGGCCUCUGUAUCCCCUUCUUGGCGUUUAUUUUAAUUUGAAGAAAGUUAGUGUUGACCAGUUUCACGUAUGAUCACGGACACUGUAGCUCGUCUUCCUACUCACCACCCAGUCCUACUUGAAUACAUAUAUCUUUGGCAGAGUCGGCACCAUUCAAGUUAUUAAUAACAGACUAACACAGCCCUAUGGUCCUAGAUGACACUUGACACUUUUUUUGUCGCUAUGUCUCUAUGUCGGUACACCCAGCACUAAUUUACUCAAAGACCCAGGCCACAACAGACACCUACAACCUGUUUACGAACUUUGUUCAAACCCAACGAUUAUUCCAGAGAACAUGUCCCAAUGCCGUUGUUUUCACACAUCUGGACUGGGGUUCCAGAGGGUGGGGGGCCGGCAGGAGUUGUUCAGAAUGGCACUGCCAGGGUAAUAACAGGUGAAAACGCCUGCAUCGCCAUCAACAGGCACGGCUUUUCAGUACACUGGGAUGUUGGUUCUGUGUUGCUGCGUCUUCCUCUGUCGUGUCUAAGACAGCAGCCAUAUACAGUAUUUCUGCACUGGUGUUAGUUAAAACUGGUCUUUAUCAGCAUGAAUUGUGUGUCUUUAUUUUUUUCACGUAGAUUAAUUGAAUUUUUCAGCCAAUCUGAAGCGCGAGGAAGACUUUCUGGUGCUUUCAGGUUAUAUAACAAUAAAAGUCACCUUUAAUGAAAAAAAAGAAUAGUGGCCUAAAUACGGGGGAUCAAGUUAAUCAUUGGAACCCAUGUAAUACUGCUGUAUGUAGCAUAUUCUAUCAUAAAUAGUAAGUAUGCCUGCUCUGAGGCAAUUUGUCUCUUCCAGUCCACAUUUGCUCAUGAGAGCAGCAUAAUGCAAACUGACUCAGUUUCAGCCUUAAAAAAUGAAUAAUUUCACAAAGCUGACCUUAACUUUGCACCUGGAGCCCUGUUAAACAGUAACAGACACAUGUACGUAUCUGAGCAUCAAACUAUCAUAAAAAAACAUAGUUUUUAAUGUUUCAAAAUAAAAGGUUUAGGAGAAAAAAAAUAGUUGAGUGUUAAAUAUAAGUCUGUCACAGUCACCACCUUGUGCUUUCUUCAUUUGACAUGUUUUUUUUUUAAUUUUCCCAUUAGGCCGUGUUAUAUCUAAGCACUAAAUAGAUUUGAUUCAAGACAGCCUGAGAUGCCUGUUGUCCUUGCAACCAAAAUAUAUAUAUAUAUAUAUAUUAUUUUUUUUGUUUCUCCCAGUGCUUACACUUAUUCAUGUGGUCAGUAGAAGUAGUCAUCACUAGAGAGAAUCCAGACUUAAUGACAGAAAAAUGCAGAAAUUGAUAGAAAAAACAAAAAAACAAGUGUCCUUGUGUCAAUGUGCUCAACAUCCGAGUGUGUCACGUCAUCUGAAUAGGUUUCACCGCGUGUCAUUGGACCACCGUUGUUUCAGUGCAUACUACUCCAGAGUUAAUCACUUUACACUUCUGUCCAGGAACCAUGUCCUGCAGUCCUUUGGAGGCUGUGACUUUUAUAAUGUGUUGAACACAUUGCAGACAUCUCUGUGUGUAGUCAAAUUCAUUGUUGAAUAACUUGAGUGCAAUAAAGAAUAAAAAAAUCAUGAAACUA